AUGCGUGCAAGAUUGGAAGACUUCAAGAUAUACGACGAAGCCUCGCGUGUGCCGGCCCUAAACGUAUCCACGAAAGCCGCCGUUUAUAGCGGCAUUUUCUCGCUUGAUGUCAAGGAUAUCGGAGCCGAUUGUAAACCGGAAAACCAUACCUGUACAUGGGAAGCCGUUCCAACACUUGCGGUUUGCGGCGAAUGCAACCAACUGAGCGUCGACACUGUGUGCACCGACAAGUCACAGACUUGCAAGUACAGGACGCCAUCUGACACUUCAUUCGAUGUCGCCAACUCACCGAACACGGAAAAGUUCAAGGUGACGAACUCGCUUGACGGUAUCUUCCAUCACAUGAACUCAACUUCACGCACCUACAUCAACGUAUUUGAUUUCCUUUGGGUGUCGAGAACGAGGCGGAAGACCAAGAUCCUUGCACACGAAUGCGCCCUGUGGUUCUGCAUGAAGACUUACACGAUCAAGGCUGGUGACGGUGGUUUGAAUCAGACAGUCCCCGAGGACAAAAAGUGGCACACAACACGCUUUAAGAAGGACAACAGUGCGCAUUUCGGCGAGUACGUUUUCAUUGACAUACCGGAGGGAAUGAACGUUACAAAUUCAUCUCGAUACAGCGUCACCAAGGAGGCAUUAGCGGCACUACAACGGUUCACAGAUCCCCUGCUUGAGGGAACGUACGAAAAGCAGUACACCAUCAUCAACUUCUCCUCGGAUUGGGUCGAGGGUCUCUACAACGCUCAAGGGAACCUCAAAGACUGGAUCGGUCGGUUCAGCACCAGUCUCACGAAUGAGGUCAGACUUCAUGGACAUGUGCGAAACAGGCGUAAAGACUGGCAGCGGUACGGCUGUCCGGCAGUCAUGGAAAGGCAGAUGAUUAUCGUCGCGUGGUGGUGGCUCAUUUUCCCGACGGCUUUGAUUGUCAUCAGCAUCUACUAUCUCUUCCACACCAUUAUCCGGGGAGCCCGCGAUGACAUAUCUGUGUGGAAGAGCGACUCGUUGCCAAUGCUGUUCUGCCGAAUCGAUCCCUCGAUCCUCCUGAAAGUCGGCGAUGGCAUGGACCUGCCCAACGGGUUGGACAAGCGCGUCGGGGACGAGAAGGUGUGUCUGUUGAGAGAGGAAGAUGGCGAUUGGGUCUUCAAGCCGAUCGAGAGCGAAGAAUCAUCGUCGGAUUCCGAUUCUGAGGGAGGGAUCUCAUGGUGA
Colletotrichum chrysophilum is the source of this 1206-nucleotide messenger RNA. RefSeq lists its product as uncharacterized. The record is from RefSeq and is a predicted model, not a curated record. Bases 1 to 1206 code for a protein of 401 amino acids. Lineage: Eukaryota; Fungi; Ascomycota; Sordariomycetes; Glomerellales; Glomerellaceae. The transcript has 2 exons.